AUGUUCCCCAGAACCUACGCCGUCCUUGGCUCAACAGGCAACUGCGGCACAGCGCUCAUUGAGAAUUUGCUCAAGACGCCUGAUGCUCGGAUUCACGCCUACUGUCGCAACCGACCAAAACUCCUGCAGAUACUCCCUGACAUUAAAGAAUCAGACAGGGUUAGCAUCUUCGAAGGCAACAUCCAGGAUGGCGAACUUCUACAGUCAUGCCUGCGCAACUGCCAUGCCAUCUUCCUUGUUGUCUCGACAAACGAUAACAUCCCCGGUUGCCAUCUUGCACAGGACACCGCCACCGCCGUAAUCCAAGCGCUUCAGGAUCUCAAACGCAACAACCCCACGUCCACUGUCAUGCCUAAACUGGUGCUUCUUUCGUCCGCUACGACCGACAGUCAUCUCUCUCGUGACGUCCCAUCCCUCCUACGGUUCAUCCUCCACCGGUCUGCAUCCUACGUCUACGAAGACUUAGUGGUCGCGGAGAAGCUUCUCCAUGCGCAGAAAGAUUGGCUGACCAGUAUAUUCAUUAAACCGGGUGCCUUGUCGGUCGAUAUUCAGCGGGGUCACGCGCUGAGCCGGACGGACCAAGAUGGCCCUCUGUCAUAUCUCGACCUAGCGGCCGCCAUGAUUGAGGCGGCCGACGAGGAAACGGGCUGUUACGACAUGCAGAGUCUGGGCGUCGUCAAUACAAAUGGUAGGGCGAAGUUCCCUGCGGGUACCCCGUUGUGCAUCCUGGUUGGUCUGCUGAGGCAUUAUUUUCCUUUUCUGCACCCGUACCUGCCGAUGAACACGGGGCCGCGGUGA
Aspergillus lentulus is the source of this 798-nucleotide messenger RNA. RefSeq names its product oxidoreductase AflX. The record is from RefSeq and is a predicted model, not a curated record. Lineage: Eukaryota; Fungi; Ascomycota; Eurotiomycetes; Eurotiales; Aspergillaceae.